Sceloporus undulatus (fence lizard) is the source of this 1793-nucleotide messenger RNA. It is a transcript of the gene HIBADH, whose product is annotated as 3-hydroxyisobutyrate dehydrogenase. Lineage: Eukaryota; Metazoa; Chordata; Lepidosauria; Squamata; Phrynosomatidae. The record is from RefSeq and is a predicted model, not a curated record. The coding region runs from base 29 to 1030 and encodes 333 amino acids. Gene Ontology annotation, cellular component: mitochondrion. Gene Ontology annotation, biological process: L-valine catabolic process. Gene Ontology annotation, molecular function: NADP binding; NAD binding; 3-hydroxyisobutyrate dehydrogenase activity. The transcript has 8 exons.
AGGGGGUCCCCGGGGGAGGAGAGGCAGCAUGGCAGCGACGCUCCUGCUCCGAGUCUCGGUCAGCUGGCUCUGCAGGAAGAGGCGCCUCUACGCCGAGAGCGUGGCCCUGGUGUCUUCUAGGGGAAUGGCUUCUAAAACCUCUGUUGGAUUCAUUGGUUUGGGUAACAUGGGAUCUCCAAUGGCGAAAAACCUUGUCAAACAUGGAUACCCUGUUAUCGCAUAUGAUGUCUUUCCAGAAGCAUGUAAAGAAUUUCAGGAGCUGGGUACACAGGUGACAGAUUCCCCAGCAGAUGUAGCAGAAAGAGCUGACAGGAUUAUCACAAUGCUUCCAUCUAAUCCUAAUGUAAUGGAAGUUUACACAGGCACCAAUGGAGUUCUCAAAAAAGUGAAGAAAGGAUCAUUGCUAAUAGACUCCAGUACUAUUGAUCCUGCAGUAUCAAAAGAGCUAGCAAAAGAAGCUGAAAAAAUGGGAGCUGUUUUUAUGGAUGCCCCUGUUUCUGGUGGUGUUGGAGCUGCUCGUGCAGGAAACCUUACAUUCAUGGUUGGAGGAGUAGAACAAGAAUUUGAUGCUGCAAAGGAGCUACUUACAUGUAUGGGCUCCAAUGUUGUCUACUGUGGAGAAGUUGGAACUGGACAGGCUGCAAAAAUCUGUAACAACAUGCUCUUAGCCAUCAGUAUGAUUGGAACUGCUGAGACCAUGAAUCUUGGAAUCAGGUUAGGGCUUGACCCAAAGCUGUUGGCCAAAAUCUUAAAUAUGAGCUCAGGCCGUUGUUGGUCAAGUGAUACUUACAACCCUGUGCCAGGAGUGAUGGAAGGGGUACCUUCUGCUAACAAUUAUCAAGGUGGCUUUGGGACAACCCUUAUGGCUAAGGAUCUUGGCUUGGCCCAGAUUUCAGCUACCAACACCAAGACAUCAGUCCCUCUUGGUUCUUUGGCCCAUCAGGUUUACAGGAUCAUGUGUGCCAAGGGCUAUGCCCAGAAAGACUUCUCAUCUGUGUUCCAGUUUUUACGUGAAGAGGAAAGCUUGUGAAAUCUUUCCUUUGACAAUGGACAAUGUUAGAAACCAAACUCUAUUUAGGGAACCUCUUUACAGAUUACUCAAUAAAUAUAUAGGUCUAAUGAAAGAUCAUGAAUCAUGAUCUCAGCCACCUCUGUCUUCUGGGUCACAGAACUGCCUCCAGGAUUUAUUGUCUCUUUUUUUGAAAGAUGGUUGGAAAGGCUUUUAAAAUGCUUAACAAUAGGUAACUGGCUUAAAGAAAGAACCACACUAAAGCUAAACGACAUGCAUUCUACCUGUAUUUGCACAUAGGAUUGAUGACAUGGUUAUAUACUGUGGAAACAUAACUGUGAUUAAAGGAUCUGAUGCUGAGCUUCCUACCUAAGUAGCAAAUCAUUUUUCCCUUUUUUUAAUAAAAGGGGAAAAAUGGGGGGGGGGGGAAAUACUGCAUUGGAUAAUUUUACUGAUAAUUUUUUAAAAAUCUACCAUUGGCCUAAAUAUAAUAGUGGAAUUUCAUUAAAAUAGGGGUGAAAGGCUUGGUGAAGAAUUGAUUUCAGGUUAUUGGAAUGCUGCUGUUCUUAUUAUUUUAAGUGAUGGGCAUAGUUAAAAUAAUGCUGUGUACAUGCAAAUGCAUACACAUUUUUGAACACUUGCUAACAUACUUUUAAAUACUUUUUAAACCUCAUUUUCACACAUUUUCAAAACAUUAAGCUCACUGAUACGUACUUAUUUUUGGCAUAUUCUGCAUUACUAUAAACAUAAAUAAAUAAAUAAAUCCCAUUUUACUUUGAAAUAA